CUCUCUCUCUCUCUCUCUCCAAAGAUUUAGUUAAUUAUGCGAUUUCCUAAUCAAAAUCAAAGCAAACUCAUCAAAUUUGUGCCAAGUGUAGUCCAUCACAUUUCCGGUUAAUUCAUCAAAGUGUUUGUAGAGUGCCUCAUUUUCUCUCCCCUCCUAGCUACAUGUUGGUGUGGCCAGUCCAUCUCUGCCUUCCUCACAAUAGAGGGAAAGAGAGAGUCCUGCGGAGGGGUUAUUGGAGGCCAUUUUUUCUCAACAACCUCUCUAAAAUAGACACAACUUUUGUUGCUCUUGAAUAUAAUGGAUUCUCAAUAUCACCUCUUUGGUUGCCAAUUGGAUUUUUCAAUUGGUUUUUAAGUACAAAACUCUAACUCCUGUGCACUCAUUACAUAUAUGUACAUAUAUAAACACACACAAUGCAUUCGAGGUUUAGAACUUUGGUGCACAAUGACCAUUUCUUAAAGCUCCUAAAAAACCAAAAAUUUCGCUUCAUCAGCCCCGAACUCUACGACACUUCGGCUACCGCUGGCCGUGUGAUCACCAGCAAAGCGGCGGUCGCAUGGGAAGCAGGAAAGCCAUUGGUGAUAGAGAAGGUAGAGGUUGCUCCACCCCAGGCUAAUGAAGUGAGGGUCAAAAUCAAAUAUACCUCACUUUGUCACACUGAUGUCCACUUCUGGGAAGCCAAGGGCCAGACUGGUCUCUUCCCCCGAAUAUUCGGUCAUGAAGCAGCUGGAGUCGUUGAGAGUGUUGGGGACGGCGUUAAAAACCUCAAGCCUGGGGAUCAUGUACUUCCAGUUUUCACAGGGGAGUGUGGGGAUUGCGUGCAUUGCAAGUCUGAGGAAAGCAAUAUGUGUGACCUGCUGAGAAUCAAUACAGAUAGAGGAGUUAUGAUUGGUGAUGGGAAACAAAGGUUUUCCAAGAAUGGGACUCCUAUUAAUCACUUUCUUGGCACAUCUACCUUCAGUGAAUAUACAGUCAUCCAUGAAGGCUGCCUUGCCAAGAUCGAUCCGUCAGCACCGCUAGACAAAGUCUGCAUCCUCAGUUGUGGUGUCGCAACAGGAUUAGGUGCUACUCUGAAAGUGGCAAAACCAAAGAAGGGAUCUUCAGUUGCUGUCUUUGGACUUGGGGCUGUUGGCCUGGCAGCUGCUGAAGGUGCAAGAAUUUCUGGGGCAUCAAGGAUUAUUGGGGUUGACUUGAAUCCCAAGAGGCUUGAGGAAGCCAAGAACUUUGGAGUAAAUGAGUUCGUGAACCCAAGGGACCAUAUCAAGCCAGUGCAACAGAUUAUUGCUGAGAUGACCAACGGUGGAGUCGACAGAAGCAUAGAGUGCACCGGCAACAUUAAUUCGAUUAUCUCCGCUUUUGAAUGUGUUCAUGAUGGUUGGGGUGUGGCCGUUCUUGUAGGAGUGCCAAGCCCAGAUGCAAUCUUCAAGACUAACCCCUUCAAUUUCCUUGAUGAAAGAACCCUUAAGGGAACCUCUUUCGGGAACUACAAACCUCGGACUGACCUUCCCUCUGUUGUGGACAUGUAUAUGAACAAAAAACUUGAAGUAGAGAAGUUUAUAACUCAUCGAGUUCCUUUCUCACAGAUCAACAAAGCCUUUGACUACAUGUUGAGGGGGGAAGGCUUGCGGUGCAUCAUUAGCAUGGAAGAGUAGGAUUAAUAUCAGAUAGAAAUAAAUAAAAAACUUUAAUUAUUUUUCUUUGCUGAAUAAGUUCAAAAAUUCAACAAGGUGUGAUUAAAAAAAAAAAAAAAUUUCACUCCUUAUGAUUUUAAACUUGUUUUUUUUAAUUGCUUGUUUCUUGAGGGAAAAUGCGAGAAAAUGGAGGGGUGGAGAGGGGGCUUCGAAGUU
Messenger RNA from Prunus persica (peach), 1847 nucleotides. RefSeq names its product alcohol dehydrogenase. The coding region runs from base 414 to 1652 and encodes 412 amino acids. Gene Ontology annotation, biological process: formaldehyde catabolic process. The record is from RefSeq and is a predicted model, not a curated record. NCBI's taxonomy places the organism in Eukaryota, Viridiplantae, Streptophyta, Magnoliopsida, Rosales, Rosaceae. Gene Ontology annotation, molecular function: zinc ion binding; S-(hydroxymethyl)glutathione dehydrogenase [NAD(P)+] activity. The transcript is spliced from 10 exons. Gene Ontology annotation, cellular component: cytosol.